AUGGCGGACCUGGAGGCCGUGCUGGCCGACGUCAGCUACCUGAUGGCCAUGGAGAAGAGCAAGGCGGCGCCGGCCGCGCGCGCCAGCAAGAAGGUCGUCCUGCCGGAGCCCAGUAUCCGGAGCGUGAUGCAGAGGUAUCUGGCAGAGAGAAACGAAAUAACCUUCGACAAGAUUUUCAAUCAGAAAAUCGGCUUCCUGCUAUUUAAAGACUUCUGCUUGAACGAAAUUGGCGAAGCGGUGCCUCAGGUGAAAUUUUAUGAAGAGAUAAAAGAAUACGAGAAGCUGGACAACGAAGAGGACAGGCUACGCCGCAGCCGGCAGAUGUACGAUGCCUACAUCAUGAGGGAGCUCCUAUCCAGCACACACGUGAGUGUCCCAUCCUGAUUGAUCCCCAGACGGCACCACACAGGGCGUUGACAGGAUCUCUGUAUGUAACCCGGCUGAUCUUCAAUAGCCUCCUACACACUAACACUGACACCCUGAUGAUGGUGAUGCUGAUGAUGGUGGUGAUGCUGAUGAUGUUGUUGCUGUAUCAUUUAGGGGUCUGGAAUUGAACCCAGGGCCUUACGCUUGCAAGGCAAACACCACGGAGCCAUCACCCUAGCCUUGCCUCAUUGGACUAAAUUUAGCUAUACGUUUAACAAUCGGGUGAAUCAGAGUUCUAUUACUCUAUAAAUCUUCAGUGAUGUCUUGGGAUUGAUGGGGAUUAUAAUUAUUAUGCUAAUUUUAUUCACGAGGAGUUAAGUGAUGGUUGGAAUUAUUGUCUUCCUUAGAAGCUGGAUAAGCAUUGGGAUGAGGGAGCACAUGGAUUUAAUUAGCAAGGUAGAAAUUGCAAUGUGGCCGGGUGCCCAGCACUUGGGAGGCAGAGGCAGGCGGAUUUCUGAGUU
Grammomys surdaster is the source of this 887-nucleotide messenger RNA. RefSeq names its product beta-adrenergic receptor kinase 2-like. The transcript has 4 exons. Gene Ontology annotation, biological process: regulation of signal transduction; protein phosphorylation; G protein-coupled receptor signaling pathway. Gene Ontology annotation, molecular function: G protein-coupled receptor binding; G protein-coupled receptor kinase activity. The coding region runs from base 1 to 384 and encodes 127 amino acids. NCBI's taxonomy places the organism in Eukaryota, Metazoa, Chordata, Mammalia, Rodentia, Muridae. The record is from RefSeq and is a predicted model, not a curated record.